AUGGCAUCGCCCGCGGUCACACCGCAGAAUCCCGCGCCUAGGCGUCGCGGCCGCCCUCCCGGCACCACGAAUGCUGUUCGUGCUGCCCGCGCGGCCGAGGCGGCGCGCCUCGCUGCUGAGCUCGGGCAGAGCGCGUCGUCGCGGAAGCGGCGCUACGUGCCGGGCGGGCCCGGCGGCGGUGGCCGGUUCGUCGACCCGGACGGCCUUCCCGGCGGCGGCACACCGAGGACGGGGCUGGCACCGCCGUCGUCGCGCCGCCGCGCCGCCGCUAGCCGCGACAUCUCCUACGCUGUGUCGCCCGUGCCGCUGCCGCGUCGCGACCGCAGCGCGCGCACCCGCGCCACGGCCGGCGAAGACUUUGAGGAGAUUGAAUGGGGCUCCUCCGCUGCAGCUGUCGCGGCGUCGGUCAAGCAGGCCGAGGACUACAAGCCCCGCGAGGAGCGCAGCUGGGAGGAGUUUCACCCGAACCUCGACAUUUCGCAGCGCUUUGUCGUCUUCGCCGCCGACGAGGUUGACGGUGUCACCGCGAUGCGCGAGACGCCUAGCACGCCGUCUCGGCAAACGCCCGGCACGCCGCUCAACGGAGCCAUGACCCCGUUGCGACAAGUGAAUCCCGUCUCGACGGGCGACACACCGAUCCCACAGCUUCAAUUCGAUUCUGGCAGCCAACCCGACUCGCAAUCGGCAGCAGGCACGAUGACGCCGUCGAGACGCUCGAGGAGGACGGUGCGCGAGUCCGUCUCAUUCUACGGCGUGCGCGCCACGUCCACGGCUCGCACGCCCCGAACGCCACGAAUACUUCCCAUCUCAAACCAAACGCCGAAGGAGAAGCUGGACCUGAAGCAACCGUCGUUCCGCAAGACCAACCGCAUAGAGCUCUUUGAGAGCAAGACGUUUGGGCAGGCCCGCUACGUCGACAAGGCGAUGAGUAAUGUAGGAUACCAAGAAAGCGAUCAUUUUCCACGGCCGGACGAGACGUUGCUGCGCGCCAUCGAUCUCGGCGCCGAGGACGACGCGGAGCAGUCGUUGGCAUAUCUACCGAGCAAGUCGGAGGAGCACAGCAACGGCGGCCACGCGCCGCACGCGCAGAAGCUGGGCCGCGUCGAGUACGACAUGGACGAGCAGGACGACAUGUGGCUGGAACACUACAAUGCGCAGCGCAAGCAGGCCGAUCUCGAGCCCAUCACACGCGAGGUGUUUGAAAUCACCAUGACCAAGAUCGAAAAGGAGUGGCACGCGCUCGAGCGGCGCAUUCCCAAGCCGAACCCCAAGCCGCCGCAGACGCACCGUCCGCGGUCGAGCUCGGCAGCCGCGGUGAAUGGCGAGAUUCAGAGCGGCGGUGGUGGCGGCGGUGGCGUCAGCGGAGAUGAACCAGAUAGUAAAUGUGUCAUCUGCGACGACGGCGACUGCGAGAACACCAACGCGAUCGUCUUCUGCGACGGGUGCAACCUGGCCGUCCACCAAGAAUGCUACGGGGUGCCAUUCAUCCCCGAGGGCCAGUGGCUCUGUCGAAAGUGCCAGCUGUGCGGGCGCGGCGUGCCUACCUGCAUCUUCUGCCCCAACACGGACGGCGCCUUCAAGCAGACCAACUCAUCGAAAUGGGCACAUCUGCUCUGUGCCAUGUGGAUCCCCGAGAUCUCACUGGGCAACCACACGUUCAUGGAACCGGUCAUGGACGUCGAAAAGGUGCCCAAGACGCGGUGGAAGCUCAACUGCUACAUCUGCCGGCAGAAGAUGGGCGCGUGCAUACAGUGCAGCAACAAGAACUGCUACCAGGCCUUCCACGUCACCUGCGCCCGGCGGUCGAGGCUCUACCUUAAGAUGAAGACGAGCCACGGCGCGCUGGCCGUGCUGGACGGCAGCAUGGUCCUCAAGGCGUUCUGCCACAACCACUGCCCGCCGGACUAUACGAUAGAGAAUAACAUCCACCAAGCCACCCGCGCGGCCAAGAAGUUUUACAAGCGCAACAUGCGCGGCCGCAUAUGGGCGGACAACCAGGCCAUGGCGAAUGUGCUCGCUGCUCAGCAUAGGGUUGCCAUCACGGACCAUUCCGCCAACGACGGCCAGGCACCGGGCAGGAACUCGGCCAUGCUCGGCUACGGCGCCGACGAGCAGACCGGCCAGGGCCAGCCGCCCAAAAACCUGUGGAAGCUGCCCUCUGGUGCGCCCAUCAUUCCCCAAGCCGUGUAUGACGUGGUCGAGGCGUCGAUCCAGCGGUUCCCGUUUCGAAAGCGCAAGGACUUCCUGGGCGAGGCCUGCCGGUACUGGACGCUGAAGCGCGAAGCGCGGCGCGGCGCGGCGCUGCUGAAGCGGCUGCAGCUGCAGAUGGAGGCCUUCUCGUCGAUGGAGUUGACUAGGCGUGACUUUGCGUCGAUGGGCCCCAGCGGGAGGACACGGCUGGCGCGGCGCAUCGAGUUCGCGGAGAACAUCGUCAAGGACCUGGAGCGGCUGAAGGAGCUGUCCGAGGACGUCGUGCGGCGCGAGGAGCUGCGCGUGGAGGCCGUCGAACUGGAGAACGACUUCGUCGACGAGUGCUACUUUCCGGUGGCGAAGAUGCUGGAGCCCGCGAUGGAGAAGGCCAUUUCGCUCGACAAGGAGCUGUUCGAGAAGGGCCUGGAAGGCGUCUCGGCGCGCGUCGAGCGGCGGCACUACACCACCGUGAUGCUGUUCGCCCAGGACCUCUGCGAGGUGAUCAGUAAGGGCAUCCGCACAUCGCCGCCGGACGACGAGAGCAGCAGCGCAUCGGGCUCGCGCUUCGAGGGCGGCGGCGCCAACACGUCGCUGUCAAGGCCGAGCUUCCUCGACAUCCGCGAGCGCCGCAAGCUCGGCAAGCGGAUCCUCAAGAGCGUGCAGCCCUUCCUGGAGGGCGCGCUCAAGGUGGAGGCGGUGAUUGGCAACAAGGCGCCGGAAGCGCUGGUGGCGGAGCUGGAGGCGCUGAUCGAGGCGAGCCUGGACACGUCGAAGCCGGCGGAGGUGACGAGCGAGGACACGGUGAUGGUUGAUGUGCAGGACGCGCCGGAGGAGAUUACGGUGAAGAGCCUGGUGGUCGAGAACGUCGCCGAGUAUGACGGGCCGGAUGCGAUGGACACGGCGGAGGACGAGGUCGUGCACGAUAACCCCGAGGUGGAGUCGUCGGGCCUGGGCAUCGUGGACGCGACGACGCUGGCGGCAGCCAACUCGGACAAGAACCUGAAAGCGGCGGCGACGACGACGCGAGGGGUGGGCUCAUUAUCCUCGGCGACCCCAGACGACGACGGCGGCGGCAGCGGCAACGACUACGCCGCCGCCCUGGACCAGCAGCAUCAAAAGGGCCCCCCCACACCACCGCAGUCCAACGGAAGCCUAGGCGGGCGGCGGGACCACCACCACCAUCCCGCGGAUCCGCUGACCGAUGGCGGCGUCCUGUGGCAUGUCCAGUGCUUCGAGCCGCGGGGCACCUCGGCGCUGCUGGAGAGCGCGGCGGGGGUCGUCGUCGGCGGCUUCGACGCGGCGAGGCUGCUCAGUGAGGACCUGACGGACCUGGACGAGGUCGAGCUCAAGGGUCGGGGGGCCGACAUGGCGCUUGAUGAGGCGGAGGUGGCGGCGGAGCCGGAGAGGAGGACUAGGAGCAGCAGGACGAAGACGGGCACUACUCCGCCGUCGCCGCCGCGGGCGCGCCGCACGUCGGCUAGGCACAGAUCGUGA
This is a messenger RNA of Cordyceps fumosorosea ARSEF 2679, 3684 nucleotides long. RefSeq names its product PHD finger domain-containing protein. The transcript has a single exon. The record is from RefSeq and is a predicted model, not a curated record. Gene Ontology annotation, biological process: regulation of transcription by RNA polymerase II. Lineage: Eukaryota; Fungi; Ascomycota; Sordariomycetes; Hypocreales; Cordycipitaceae. Bases 1 to 3684 code for a protein of 1227 amino acids.